AUGGGUUCCUCAGAUAUCAUCGAUCACUCGCCUCACCAGGCUGAUCCCUCGCCUCCAAUUCCAACGGCCUCUAACCUUAUUCUUAUUGACAACUACGACUCUUUCACCUGGAACAUUUACCAGUAUCUCGUUCUUGCUGGAGCUACGGUUACUGUCUAUCGAAAUGACAAGGUCACUGUGGAUGAAAUCAUUGCCAAGAAACCCACCCAGAUCAUCAUCAGCCCCGGUCCCGGUCACCCCGAGACUGAUUCUGGUGUGAGCCGCGAUGUCAUUAGAUAUUUUGCUGGCAAGGUUCCUAUCUUUGGUUGCAUCUUUAAUGUCUAUGGCGGAGAAGUCAGUUCAGCUGGUGAAUGGCUCCAUGGCAAAACUUCACCAUUGACCCAUGAUUCCAAGGGUGUGUUCUCUGGUCUCAAGCAGGGUGUUCCAGUUACUCGCUACCAUUCUCUGGCGGGUACCCACGUCACUUUGCCUGAGGACCUGGAGGUUUCCUCUUGGGUCGCUAAGCCUGAUGGUUCCCCUGGUGUCAUUCAAGGUGUUCGUCACAAGAGGUACACCAUCGAAGGUGUCCAAUUCCACCCUGAGAGUAUCCUAACUGAAGGUGGACGAGCUAUGAUCACAAACUUCCUCCGCAUGCAAGGAGGUACUUGGGAGGAGAACACUGAGUUCCAGAAGUCUGGUUCUGCCAACAGCGACAACUCGGCUGCACCCAAGCCCAAGAAGAACAACAUUCUGCAGCGAAUUUACGCCAACCGAAAGGCUGCUGUGGAUGCUCAGAAGCAAAUUCCUUCCCAAAGAUUUGAGGAUCUACAAGUUGCGUACGAUCUCAACGCUGCGCCUCCCCAGAUUCCUUUUGUCAACCGACUACGACAGUCUCCUUUUGACGUUGCUUUGAUGGCUGAGAUCAAGCGCGGUUCUCCUUCUAAGGGCAUCUUUGCGCUGGAUAUUUCCGCCCCUGCACAAGCUCGAAAGUACGCUCUGGCAGGCGCAAGUGUCAUUUCCGUGCUUACUGAGCCUGAGUGGUUCAAGGGCAGUAUUGAGGACUUGAGAGCCGUUCGACAAGUCUUGGAUGGCAUGCCCAACAGACCCGCAAUCCUUCGUAAGGAGUUCAUCUUUGACGAGUAUCAGAUCCUUGAGGCACGAUUGGCUGGUGCGGAUACUGUUCUGCUCAUUGUCAAGAUGCUUGAUUCUGAGCUUCUACAAAGACUAUAUAAUUAUUCUCUCCAGUUGGGUAUGGAGCCUCUUGUUGAGGUUCAGAAUGCUGAGGAGAUGACGAUUGCCGUUAAGCUGGGCUCCAAGGUCAUCGGUGUCAACAACCGUAAUCUUGAGAGCUUUGAAGUUGAUCUCAACACUACAGGCCGGCUACGCAGCAUGGUGCCUGAAAGCACAAUCAUUUGCGCGCUCAGCGGUAUCAAUACCCAUGAUGACGUUUUGAUGAACAAGAGGGAUGGUGUCAAUGCUGUUCUGGUUGGUGAGGCCAUCAUGAGAGCCCCUGACGCCAGUGUUUUCAUCAGCCAGCUAUGCUCUGGGACCGAGCCCCCUGCUAAAUCUGAUGUCGCGUCAUCAUUGUACGUCAAGAUUUGCGGUACUCGGAGUCCCGAGGCUGCCCGGAAGGCUGCCGAGUCAGGGGCAGACUUUGUUGGCAUCUGCCUUGUUCCUGGUGCCAAACGAUGUAUCUCACAUGAGACUGCCCUUGCAAUCUCAGAAGCAGUGCACACAUAUCCUAGCACUCGAAAAUACGACACCCAAGUGGCAGUAGUAGACAACAAAGCCAAGGACUACUUCGAAGCUGCUGCCCAAAGACUUCGUAGUCCUCGACCUCAGCUCGUUGGUAUCUUCCAGAACCAGCCUCUGAGCGAGGUUUUGGAGAAGCAGAAGCAAUACGACCUUGACCUAGUCCAGCUUCAUGGUGACGAGCCUAUCGAGUGGGCAAGCCUCAUCCCUGUGCCCGUCGUCCGAUGCUUCAAGCCUGGCCAAGUCGGAAUUGCGCGUCGGGGAUAUCAUACUGUUCCUCUUCUUGACUCUGGCUCUGGAUCCGGCAAGCUUCUCAAUGUCACCAAUGUACAGGCUGUUUUGGAGAGUGAUCCUGAGCUUCGAGUCUUCCUUGCUGGUGGCCUCAACCCUGACAACGUGGCUGAGUCUGUCAAGGCUUUGGGUCCCCUCGCUGAUCGAGUGAUUGGCGUUGAUGUGAGCAGUGGUGUGGAGGAGGAUGGAAAACAAAGCUUAGACAAGAUCGCAGCUUUCAUAAAGGCUGCCAAGGAAAUCCGAUAA
Messenger RNA from Fusarium proliferatum ET1, 2268 nucleotides. Its product is annotated as putative anthranilate synthase component II. Bases 1 to 2268 code for a protein of 755 amino acids. The record is from RefSeq and is a predicted model, not a curated record. Gene Ontology annotation, molecular function: phosphoribosylanthranilate isomerase activity; indole-3-glycerol-phosphate synthase activity; anthranilate synthase activity. Gene Ontology annotation, biological process: L-tryptophan biosynthetic process. NCBI's taxonomy places the organism in Eukaryota, Fungi, Ascomycota, Sordariomycetes, Hypocreales, Nectriaceae. The transcript has 2 exons.